GGCCACCGUCCCAUCCCAUCCCAUCCCACCACCUUCCUCCUCUGCCCCCGCCCAGCGCGUUCCAUUUUGAAGCAGGAAACAGCAGCGCGCACAUCUCACUGUCCCUGGUUCGUCGUCCGACGAGGAAGAGGCGAGGGUGAUGGAGCGGCGGAGGGCUGCGUGGGCCGCGGUGCUGGUGGCGGUGGCCGCGUGCGCGGCGCUGCCGGCGACGACGACGGCGAACAAGAUCAAAGUCAACUGGCUGCCCAACACCAACUACUCCGGCUGGGAGCAGGAGCACGGGCCCUUCUACAAGGGCGACUGGCUCGUGUUCUACUACACGGCGGGGCAGGCGGACGUGGUGGAGGUGAACGAGUCCGGGUACAACCGGUGCGACGCCAGCAACGCCAUCUACAACUACAGCAAGGGCCGCAGCUUCGCCUUCGAGCUCAACGAGACCAAGACCUACUACUUCAUCUGCAGCUUCGGCUACUGCCCCGGCGGGAUGCGGCUGGCCAUCAAGUCCCAGAACCUGCCGCCGCCGUCGCCGCCGCCCUCCGCGCAGCACCACCGCUCCGCCGCGCUCGCCGGGCCGCGCGCCGGGGUCGCCCUCUACGCCGCCGUCGCCGUCCUCGCCGCGCUCCUCAGGGCGGUCUAGUGUAGCCGGUCUGGCGCUGGUUCUGAGCUCGUUUGUUUGAUGGAUUGGCUCGAAGUUUCCCCAUUUCUUCAUUUCUUUGGUGCGUGUGUGCUAGGAUAGCAGAGUGGUAGUGCCACGGGCGGGCGUUCUUGGUUGAUUAUUAGCGGUGUGGAUUUGCGGAACCAAAUGGUUACCGGCGCUUUGAUUUAUCAAGUGUGAGGAGUGCACUGGACUGGAGAGGAGAAACUGUUUCUAUGCUAAUGAUGAUUUGUUUUGCUC
Triticum aestivum (bread wheat) is the source of this 895-nucleotide messenger RNA. RefSeq names its product lamin-like protein. Gene Ontology annotation, molecular function: electron transfer activity. Gene Ontology annotation, cellular component: plasma membrane. The coding region runs from base 140 to 637 and encodes 165 amino acids. The transcript has 2 exons. The record is from RefSeq and is a predicted model, not a curated record. NCBI's taxonomy places the organism in Eukaryota, Viridiplantae, Streptophyta, Magnoliopsida, Poales, Poaceae.